Hemiscyllium ocellatum (epaulette shark) is the source of this 1729-nucleotide messenger RNA. RefSeq names its product 3-oxoacyl-ACP synthase, mitochondrial (gene oxsm). The record is from RefSeq and is a predicted model, not a curated record. The transcript has 3 exons. Gene Ontology annotation, molecular function: 3-oxoacyl-[acyl-carrier-protein] synthase activity. Lineage: Eukaryota; Metazoa; Chordata; Chondrichthyes; Orectolobiformes; Hemiscylliidae. The coding region runs from base 53 to 1438 and encodes 461 amino acids. Gene Ontology annotation, biological process: fatty acid biosynthetic process.
CGUCAGGGAGCCCGCGGAGUCGUGGAUAAGUUGUGGUUAAAACCUAUCAGAUAUGUUGCUGCAAAGCAACAAGCUGUUCAUGAAGGUUUUCUGGUAUCAGCUAUUGACUCUCAAGAACACAAGACCAGAAUUGAAUACACGAUGUUUCACAAGCACUAACCAUCCAAAACGUCGAAGGCGAGUUGUGAUUACUGGGGUUGGCCUAGUGUCUCCACUUGGAGUUGGCACUCAACUAACGUGGAGCCGCAUCCUGAAAGGAGAGAGUGGUAUUAUUUCUUUGGAUAAGUCACAAUAUAAAGACUUGCCUUGCACUAUAGCUGCUUGUGUGCCUCGUGGUGACAGGGAGGGAGAGUUCAAUGAAGAAAUGUUUGUUUCAAAAUCUGAAAGAAAGUCUAUGUCAACUGCUACAGUAAUGGCAAUAGGAGCAGCAAAUCUUGCACUCGAAGAUUCUGACUGGUAUCCUCGGUCUGAACAGGACCAGCUCAACACUGGAGUUGCUAUUGGUAUGGGUAUGGUCCCGCUUGAUGAAAUCAGCAAUACGGCUGUGAUAUUAGCAACCAAAGGUUAUAAAAGAGUGAGUCCCUUUUUUGUUCCCAGGAUUCUUCCCAACAUGGCAGCUGGACAUAUCAGUAUUAAAUAUAAACUUAAAGGUCCAAAUCAUGCAGUAUCGACUGCAUGUACCACAGGAACUCAUGCUAUUGGGGAUGCUUCAAGAUUAAUUCUCCACGGGGAUGCAGAUGUGAUGCUAGCUGGUGGAACCGAGGCCUGCAUUAACCCAUUAUCUAUCACAGGCUUUGCAAGAGCACAUGCUCUCUGCACCAGCUUCAAUGCUACCCCCAAAUUGGCUUCACGUCCAUUCCACCCUGACAGAGAGGGGUUUGUAAUGGGAGAGGGGGCGUCAGUGCUGCUACUGGAGGAGUAUACGCAUGCUACAAUGAGAGGAGCACGAAUCUAUGCAGAGAUACUUGGUUAUGGACUCUCUGGGGAUGCCAAUCAUAUAACCUCUCCCAGCGAUGGAGGAGAUGGAGCAAUCAGAUGUAUGUCAGCUGCAAUGAAUGAUGCUGGAAUAACACCAGAGGAUGUUACAUACAUCAAUGCCCAUGCCACCUCCACACCACUAGGGGAUGCAGCUGAAAACCAAGCCAUCAAGAGAUUGUUUAAAGAACAUUCACGUUCCCUUGCUGUGUCUUCCACUAAAGGAGCCACUGGUCAUCUCCUAGGGGCAGCUGGAGCCAUAGAAACUGCAUUUACAGCCCUGGCCUGCUUUCAUGGGAUCGUUCCUCCGACAUUGAAUCUUGAUAAGACUGACCCUGAUUUUGAUUUGAAUUAUGUUCCUAUAACAGCCCAAGAAUGGAUAACUACGAAAAGGCGUAUUGCACUGACUAAUUCAUUUGGAUUUGGAGGCACUAAUGCAACACUCUGCUUGGGGAGUGUCUAAUCAUGUUUUAUAUUAACAAAUAAUGGAAAAGUGUAUUGUCUAGCUGUACAUUUCAGAAAGUUCGGAACAUCUGAAAAAGCCGUGAAACGUUGGUCCAGGAAUAUCUAUCACUGGGACUCCGUCAUCAUAACAAGGACAUAGAGUCAAAUGUUAACAACAAUGAGUGACAAUGCUAUUCUGGAUAACUUCAUUCAUUUUUUUUCCAUUGGCAACUGUAAACAUCUUCAUCCAUGAAUCAAAAGAACAAAAAUGGCGUUCCAUGCUUUGUGUUUAUCAUUAUGGCACUUUUGU